Molecule: messenger RNA, 891 nt
Organism: Lobosporangium transversale
Lineage: Eukaryota; Fungi; Mortierellomycota; Mortierellomycetes; Mortierellales; Mortierellaceae
Exons: 3
Coding region: 1-891 (296 amino acids)
Source: RefSeq, a predicted model, not a curated record
AUGUUUGCUAAAGCAGGAUUAGAGCCUGAAGAUUAUGCGGAAGAAGAAGAAGAGGAAGAGGCGAAGAGGAGGCAUGAGGACGAUCAAGUGGAGGUCAAGGUUGAGGAGGAGAUCGGUAAAGUAGGGGGAGAAGUGAUGAGCAGCUAUGGAGAUAAGACAAAACAGAAGGGUGGAUCUAUUCAGGAGGGAUACAGCAGUAUAAUCAUUUCAAAAUUGCUCGAAUCAUUCUUGGAAUAUCUGAAGUUUGAGUGCAUGGAGUUCCCUGGAUGGGUUGGUUAUGAGUCAGUCAGUACUUAUAUCACCAAUCUUAAGGGCCUACUCAAGGACGAAGCCGCGAAAACUCGCCUAGAUGAACUCCUACCAUCACAGGCUGUUGAGUUGAUGUUUAAAAGCAUGGAACAAGCUGACAGUCCUCAAGCCCAAGGACGUGGGUGGGAACCGAUGAUGAUUGGCGUUUUCAUGGACGUAUUUCAAUCAGGAUCAGAAAAUAAGAAUCUUUGUAACUGGGAUCACAGCCCAACGAUCCGUUCUAUGUGCGAAGAGCUCGAUGGAGAUACAGAAAUAGUCGGUUUGCGCGAUAACGGCAACCAGGGGAUCACGCAUGAGCAUAUUUCAAUGAAGGAUUUCAUGUCUGCCCAUGUUAACAACAACUCAAGACACGAAGAUAUGACUGUUCCCCCGUUUUACUUCCCGUCAAAUAUGCCUUCAGGGCCGGAUAUAGUCUUUUACAUUCGAAUCCAGGAAAAAAUCUUCCCUGUGUUUAUGCAGCUCAAGCUUCGACAUGCUCUUAUGACUUUUGAAGCUAAUAAGGCCGUGGAUACAGUAUCGGAAAAGAGUAUCAAGACGCAUGUUGGGAACUCAAGAAUUACUGCCCUUGUAAUAUUUUUGUAA